AAAGAUUCUUAUAAAAAACUAUUCAAGAAUACAACAGUUGAAUCAUAUUUUCACAUCGAACCUCUCCUAAUAACAAAGAUGGACACACAAUCCUUUCUUAUCCUUUUAUUAUUUUCCCUUUGUUUCAUUGUUUUUCAUUCCCAUGCACAAAACAAUGGUUUUAGUGUUGAACUUAUACACCGCGAUUCUUUAAAAUCACCCUUCUACCAACUUGCACAAACCAAAUAUCAACUUGUGGUCAAUGCCGCACGUCAGUCCAUUAGUCAUAUUAAUCAUUUCUACAAAGAUUCACUCACUAGUACUCCUGAAUCGAAUAUAAUUCCUGAAAAAGGUGCGUAUCUCAUGACUUAUUCAGUUGGUACCCCACCAUCGAGGGUGUAUGGUAUUGCUGAUACUGGUAGUGAAAUUAUUUGGCUUCAAUGCCAACAUUGUUUACAAUGUUUUAACCAGACAAACCCAAUGUUUGAUCCUUCAAAAUCAUCAAGUUACAAAAUUAUUCCUUGUGGAUCUAAUACAUGUCGAUCUAGGAGAGACACUUAUUGUACUGAAAAUGAAUAUUGUCAAUAUAAUAUUGAGUAUGGCGAUAAAUCACAUUCAAGAGGAGAUCUUAGUGUUGAAACUCUUACAAUAUAUUCCACCACUGGCCAUUCAUUUUCAUUUCCUAACGUUGUGAUAGGAUGUGGAACUCAAAAUACAGUAUCAUUUGAAGGUAAAAGUUAUGGUAUAGUCGGCCUUGGAGGUGGAUCUGUGUCUCUUACAACACAAUUGGGAUCAACAAUUGGUGGAAAGUUCUCGUAUUGUUUGGUGCCAUUGUUGGUUGAGUCAAGUGUGACAAGCAAACUCAAUUUUAGAAAAACAGCCGUUGUAUCAGGUCAUGGUGUUGUGUCUACUCCUUUAACGAAAAAAAACCUACAAACUUUUUACUAUUUGACAUUGGAAGCAUUUACUGUUGGAAACAAAAGGGUAAAAUUUGGUGGGGAUUCAAUUGGUGGUAAGGAGGGUAACAUCAUAAUUGAUUUAGGUACUACAUUGACUCUUUUACCAAGUGAGGAUUAUACUAAUUUGGAAUCAACUGUAGCAAAAUUUGUUAAACUAGAUCGUGUUAAAGAUCCAAACAAUCAAUUUAGCCUUUGCUAUAAUGUCACAUCAGAGGGAUAUGAUUUUCCUAUAAUCACGGCAAAUUUCAAAGGUGCAGAUGUUAAGUUAAAUUCUAUCAAUACCUUUAUCCCAGUUGCUGAUGGGAUGGUUUGUUUCGCUUUUAUAUCAUCUAAUAUUGGUUCUAUCUUUGGAAACUUGGCUCAACAGAACUUGUUGGUUGGUUAUGACCUUGUUAAAAAUGUUGUAUCGUUCAAGCAGACUGAUUGUACCAAGUUGAAUUGAUUAUACUAACUUAACUUUGUAUUCAAAAGGCUUUCAUUUAGCCUAACUGCCAAUAAUUAUAUCAUCAGUUGCAAUCUAAAGUGUAAUAUACAGUAGACUUGUCAAAAUAUUAAUUGGUUAAAUUGUUAAGAAGA
This is a messenger RNA of Cicer arietinum (chickpea), 1514 nucleotides long. RefSeq names its product aspartic proteinase CDR1-like. Lineage: Eukaryota; Viridiplantae; Streptophyta; Magnoliopsida; Fabales; Fabaceae. The record is from RefSeq and is a predicted model, not a curated record. Gene Ontology annotation, cellular component: extracellular region.